Molecule: messenger RNA, 1896 nt
Organism: Saccostrea echinata
Lineage: Eukaryota; Metazoa; Mollusca; Bivalvia; Ostreida; Ostreidae
Exons: 1
Coding region: 120-1436 (438 amino acids)
Biological process (GO): protein polyubiquitination; proteasome-mediated ubiquitin-dependent protein catabolic process
Molecular function (GO): ubiquitin protein ligase activity
Source: RefSeq, a predicted model, not a curated record
UCUUUUGUAGCUCCCAGGAGAUCGAUAGAGUUCCGACAGGCAUUUAUUAAAUGAGAGCUAUACUUUUUUAUAUCGUCAAGGUGACCCACCGCCAGAGUUUCAAGUAUACUUAGAAGAGCAUGGAAUUUUUAAACUUCAUACCAGUUCUGCAGUAUUGUGUAGAAGAAAUAGUCACACAAAAGUCCAAAUUAUGUGACUCAGCAAGAGUUACAACCGCGGACAUCAUUAAUAGAGCUGCACUUUUACACGAUGCCAUUGAUAAAGUCAAAGAAAACCUUCUUGUAAAAACAAAAAGGAUUUUGGACAGUGAGUUAAAAAAGAUGGAAUUCCAUGAAGAGGAACUAAAGACUUGGAUCUCUUGGUUGUCCUCGCAAAACGAUAUAUCAAAUCAGAAUGUACCCGAAGUAAAAGAUGAAAGCAUUUGUAAAUUCCAGAACGGGAAUAGGAAAGAAUGGUUAGCAAGAUUACAGCAGCUCUCUGAAAUUCAACACAUUAGCUUGUACUUUAAAAGUGGAGAAGUUAUCAAUGAAGCAUUUGUGAAUUCUUUGUUUGGAUCGGUGCAGAAUUUCAGCAUCACACCCCCGUCGCCUAUUAGGAAGAAUAGACGUGACACUUUUCCAACAAUCGGUGUGGAAAGAAGGGCUAAAUUUAAAUCCAAGGGUACCGCUGGAAAUAUCCAUGCAAUUGCUCCAAUAUCGGGAAACGAAGCGUGGAUCUGUUGUGGAUGGGGAAACAAGGAGAUGGUUCUCUACAAUAUGGAUGGAGAUGCAUUAGUAUCGGUGACACUGGAUGUUGCAAUCGAUCACAUAGUGUCAACCCGAAAUGGAAAUGUUUUAGUCUCUAGUUACAAUGGCAACUCAAUAUGGCGUCUUGACGAGCAGCUAAAUGCUACAAAAUUUGCCACUUUGUCCUUUGUUCCACGUGGCAUGGCUGUAGCUGAAAGCAAUGAAAUAUAUGUCUGUGGUGUGGAAAGAAACAGGCGACAUUUGAUUGCCAAAUUCGCUGCAGACGGCACACUGAUUUCCGACAUCACUAUUUCCCCCCACGAUCCUCAUCGACUAGGAUUAAUAAGCGAAGACAAAUUAUGUUUUUCAGACUACAGCAAAAACAAUAAACGACAGCUUGUUAUUAUGGACAAUACAUGCAAAGUACAGUGUACGUACAAUGGAAAAAAUGAACGGAACAUCGAAUUGGAAAACCCUUUCUAUCCCCUCGGUACCCAAGUUGAUCAGUACGGCAAUAUUAUUGUGGCGGACUGGAAUAAUGACCGUGUCCAUUUGCUGGACACUAAUGGACAAUUUUCUCAGUUCUUAGUUGACACUGAUUGCGGUAUAGAACGACCGUGUUCGUUAGGGUUAGAUCGUGAUGGCAAACUCUGGGUUGGAAACGCAACAGGACACGUGCACGUUUUCAGUUACUGCAACUGGUUGACCUGAUUCCUUAAGACACCAGCCACAAAAGAAAGUUCGAAGCACUUAUUUAAUUUUAGUACCGUAGAUGAAAAUCCUUUACAGUUUAAUAUAAAAUGAUUGGGACUCUAUUUACUUUAGGUUUUCAUUUUUUUUUGGUAGAUUUUGAUUUGGUAAAUUAUUUUGGGUAGGGCUUCCACAACUUCAAAAAAUGUGCAUUUAUAGCACAGGCAACAUUACCUCAAAUCACUUGUUGCAACAUUACCUCAAAUCACUUGUUAAAUCUUCUAAGUAAAUAAUUACAAGUUUGUGUGUAUAUCUUAUCAGAAAGUCGGUGAAUUAUUCUGUUGAUUUAACAACGAUAUAGUUCUGUAAACCCAGAGGAAUGUCUGAUGGUGAAUGACCCUAUAUAUAUGAUAUUUUACAUACAAUAUGCCAGUCAGUUGUAGCAAUUUUCUUCUGAAAAAAUAUAUAAUUUUUAAAUUUC